CCAACUUGCCAACUUACCAACCUACCGAUCUGACUCGACUAAGCGAAUCCUGAUAUCUGACCUUUUGCCUCGACUGCGCCUUGGACGACAUAGCACAGCUCUGCUAUUGUAUGACCGCCCAACUCUAUAUUAUACAACGACCACAAGCCGAGUAAAUCGCCAAAGAUUGGCGAGGAUUGUCCAGGCGAAACUAAUUAACCAUCAAAACCAUAUCACUGGCCAAGAUUCCCAUAUUCGCUACCACCGCCACUACUACCACUGCUGCUACUUUCUUAUUGCUAGGACGAAUUCGUCCUAACACGACUUGGAGCAAUAGGCCAUGAGAAAUGCCCAGUCGGUUGCAAAAACCUCGAUCUCGUCCAUACGAGCCCGAAGCCGCUAUUCAACAAGAUAUUGAAAACGAAUCUUCGUACUCGUUUGCUCAAGUGUUAGAUGCGAGCCCUAAAACAAAGCGCCCUUCUACUUCAUACAGCGUAAAAAACACCAUGAAUACCUACAACUCCUCUCCCAACCCAAAAUACCAUCCUUACGCCAGUCCUGGUUUUUCUUCACCAAACGGCAACAGCAAAAUUCCUUCCACCAUACGGACCGUCCCCAGCUUCGAAGAGCCUUCAGAUGCCUCCUCGUUAGACUCGCCCUCUGCACGAAAUAGCGGGUUUUCUAGUUCGGUCAACAGCAAUAUUAGCAACGGCACCUCACAUCAUUCACAGCAACCGCAAGCAUAUAGCAGCUCAACCGUCAGAUUAAAACCACAAUCAUCUGGCUUAGACUCGCCAAGAUCUCAAAGCGAAGCCUCAUACAUGUCUACAAGCGAUGCGACGCCGCGGCGGGACGAGAACGUCGAGGAUUCGACCCCAUCUCUACAAGUUCCAGAGUUUACCAUGUUCGAAGAUCAGCAAGCAAGAACUGAACCUUCACCACAGUGGGAUGGUGCCGUUGGCAAGGCUGGUCUGGGGAAGACUGGCCGUGUGAUUAACAAAUUGGUGUCGGACAACGAGACGCUGAAGCGCGAUAUUCAAAUUGAGAGAUUAAGGGCUGAUGAGGCAAAGCAAGCCGCCAAAUUAAUCGAGGACAAGAUGGAGCGCAUGAUAACAGACUACGAUGCUCGGUUACACGACUCCAGCGUCAAUAAGACGCUACUUAGUCGCAAGGAGCGCCAGGUGGAGUUUUUACAGUCCUUGGUCGACCAAGAGAAAAAACGUACCGCUGAAGCUCAAGAGCGCGAAAAGGGAUGGAUGGAAGAACUAGAGAAAAGCCGUCGUGACGCCCAAGUUCAGGUCGAGGAGGCUAAAGCCCACGCGAUGCUAAUGGAAGGCCGAUAUAACGCUAUCUCAUCGCAUUGGAAGGAUCAAGGCGAAGAAGUGAAGCGCGUCAUGGCCGGUCUCGAUGUUAAAAUCAAGGCUUUAGUUGAGGAACGCCGGGUGGACGAUGAAAAGAUCAAUGUUCUCCGCGAUCUGUGUGACCAGCAAGAUGGAAAUAUCCGAGACCUCCAAAAGCAGAAAGAUGACAUUGUCCAACAGUUUGAGGCCUAUAAGCGCGAGCAAGAGCAAGCACUACGAGAUAUAAAGAAAAUGGCCCGUGAAAGGGAAGAGGAACAGGAGAGGACACUGGAGGAGUCGAAACGAGUUCUUGGACAGCUAAGAUGGGCACUCAACGUGAAGAAAAACGUGAAAGGUGCUGAGUGAUAGGUAUCCAAUUUUUGGGCGUU
Hypoxylon fragiforme is the source of this 1708-nucleotide messenger RNA. RefSeq lists its product as uncharacterized. The record is from RefSeq and is a predicted model, not a curated record. Lineage: Eukaryota; Fungi; Ascomycota; Sordariomycetes; Xylariales; Hypoxylaceae. Bases 327 to 1685 code for a protein of 452 amino acids. The transcript is spliced from 2 exons.